AGAGCAACUAGGGCUAGAUAAAAUUUCUCAUCUGUUUAAAUGGAAGCUUUGCGUCGCUUCUUCACACUUUACCUCCAUUGUAGACCUCUCCCUUAAUCUCACUCAGGUUGUUAGAGCUUUAUUUCGGUACUUAAGAGCCACCAGCCAAGAUGCAGAACGAUGAGGGACAAAACAUGGAUCUUUACAUCCCCAGGAAAUGUUCUGCUACAAAUAGGCUGAUCACUUCAAAGGACCAUGCUUCUGUUCAACUCAAUGUUGGUCAUUUGGAUGAUAGGGGUAUCUACACUGGGAGUUUCACAACUUUUGCUCUCUGUGGUUUCAUCCGUGCUCAGGGUGAUGCUGACAGCGCAAUGGACCGUCUCUGGCAGAAGAAGAAAGUUGAAGCUAGACAAGAGUAGAAAAAAUAGAUUUGAAUUUUGAUAUUACUUUAUGAUGAAGGAUUCUGGAUAACAUUUAAAUUUCAGUUGUGUUAGACAAUGUUCUCCUAGCUAUAUGUUGGAUUCAUCUUUGGAUAUUUGACUUGCCCCUUUGCUUGUGAUUUUGAUUUCAUUUUCUGAUUAGUUUUUUGA
Messenger RNA from Solanum tuberosum (potato), 569 nucleotides. RefSeq names its product 40S ribosomal protein S21-2. Gene Ontology annotation, cellular component: ribosome. Gene Ontology annotation, molecular function: structural constituent of ribosome. The record is from RefSeq and is a predicted model, not a curated record. The coding region runs from base 150 to 398 and encodes 82 amino acids. The transcript has 4 exons. NCBI's taxonomy places the organism in Eukaryota, Viridiplantae, Streptophyta, Magnoliopsida, Solanales, Solanaceae. Gene Ontology annotation, biological process: translation.